AUGCAAGCGGUGAUUGCCCUUUGUCAUUUCUGCGAAAAUCACGGUCCUCGAGUGAUGAUGAUCACUCAGCCGAUGCGCAGCGUACCGUCGGCUUCUUCUAGUUCAAUGUCUUUGUCGAACGCUGCUUGUCAGAUCUCAUCAGUAGCUGAGAGCGAACAUGACGGUCCUCUUUAUUAUGGCGACUGUACCCCGGAGAUUCUGGAAGAUCCUGAAGAAAGGUGUAACGCAUGUACAUCUUUUGGAAAUAUAAAUCAACCAUGCUUGCUUUCAAAUGACCAUGAAAAUAAGACGAGUUACAUCAGCACACAGAUACCAUUAAAAGAACGAGUUUAUGAGCGAGUUCGAAAUGCUUGCUUGCGCUCACUGAGUUGUGAAAUUUCGGCGCCGUGUAAAGGAACAGCUUCUCCUUUGCGACAAGUUCACGCAGUUACUUCUGGUGAGUAA
This is a messenger RNA of Cooperia oncophora, 444 nucleotides long. The record is from the annotation of a GenBank genome assembly. Lineage: Eukaryota; Metazoa; Nematoda; Chromadorea; Rhabditida; Trichostrongylidae.